CAGGACGUGGGGAACUGACCAGAGAGCAACGUGUUUUCAACUAUCGACUGUCACGGGCACGGCUGGUGGUUGAGGAUGCCUUUGGGAUCUGGUCUGGUCAGUGGCGUAUGUUUCGCCGUGACCUUGAAAUCUCCCCUGAGGUUGUGGAGAAAUGUGUGAAAGCCACUUGUGUUCUGCACAACUUCAUGAGGGUUGACAAUGAAACACCAGCACGGGGUGGCACAACAGAACCCCUUCAUAGUGUGCAGAGAAUGGGAGCAAACUGUGCGGCAAGAGAAGCUAUGGCGGCCAGAGGGGCAUUCAUGGACUACUUCUCCGAAGAGGGAGCAGUGGCAUGGCAGCCAACAGAGUAAACAUCACCCCCACGCACCUGCAACGGCUGUGUUACAUGCCGCAAAAUGACCUGCAGAGACAAAUCAUUCUUGCAAGUUUAUGUACAUAUGGCUCCCUUUCGUUUGCAUGACAUAUUUGUAUUUGUAUUUCAACGCCGUGUUUAGCACAAGUACACCAAGUUCACUAUCAACAGUCUUCAUCACAUUUGCAUUUGUUGCAUGUGUACAAUUAAGUAAAAAAUAACACCCCAAA
Austrofundulus limnaeus is the source of this 585-nucleotide messenger RNA. RefSeq names its product putative nuclease HARBI1. NCBI's taxonomy places the organism in Eukaryota, Metazoa, Chordata, Actinopteri, Cyprinodontiformes, Rivulidae. The record is from RefSeq and is a predicted model, not a curated record.